AUUGUAGACAAGGCCACACCCUUCACAGGAAGUGCUUUUGCCGUACAAAUACAUCUCUCAGUUACUCACAAAGCCAGUGGCGUCUUUUACAAACACAGAUGGAAAUGGAGUCUGACAUGGAACGAGGAGCCCAGAGCAAGCAGAGUCUAAUCAGUGAAAGUAACGGAGGUCUGGGCUGCUGUGGGUGGAUCAUUGUGAUUAUCUCUGCAUUUUUCUCCAUCUUGAUAUUUCCAAUCAGCGUUUUCAUAAGCAUUAAGAUUGUGAAAGAGUAUGAGCGUGCGGUCAUAUUUAGACUUGGGCGGAUAACAGCUCGAAAAGCCAAAGGACCAGGAAUCUUCUUCAUCAUUCCCUGCACGGACUCGUUUGUUAAAGUGGAUCUUCGAACCAUCUCAUUUGACAUCCCUCCCCAGGAGAUCUUGACCAAAGACUCAGUGACCGUUUCUGUGGAUGGUGUUGUGUACUUCCGUGUAAACGACCCCGUUGCCUCGGUGGCAAACGUGUCUAAUGCAGAUUACUCCACUCGCCUUCUGGCCCAGACCACCUUGAGGAACGUCCUGGGCACCAAGAACCUGUCUGAGGUCCUUUCUGACCGAGAAGGCAUCUCCCAAAGCAUGCAGAUGACUCUAGAUGAGGCCACAGAUUCGUGGGGAAUCAAGGUGGAGCGGGUGGAGAUUAAAGACGUUAAACUGCCACAGCAGCUGCAGAGGGCGAUGGCGGCCGAGGCGGAGGCGGCCCGUGAGGCCAGAGCGAAGGUUAUAGCAGCGGAGGGUGAGAUGAACGCAUCCAGAGCUCUGAAGGAGGCGUCUCUGGUGAUCGCAGAGGCUCCAUCUGCCCUUCAGCUCAGAUACCUCCAAACCCUCAACACCAUCGCAGCCGAGAAGAACUCCACCAUCAUCUUCCCUCUGCCCAUGGACAUCAUCAGCCACUUCAUGAAGAAAUGACCGCUGAAUAUUCAUAAAGUGCCCAGAUGCAAGCCAUUCAUUUAGACAUUUUCAAUAAUUUUCUUCUAUUGUGUCAUGUUUUAAAUGUCAUUUAUCUUUUACGAGAAAGAGUAGCAAGGUUUACAAAUGAUUUAUUUAAAAAAAUACAAUAUCAAUAUACUAUUUUAAAACAUACUGUAUAUCAAUGUGUAACAACUUUCAAACGGCAUAUUUGUAUAUACAAUAGGUAUGCAUGAAAUGAAACUAACAUUUAUAGUCAUUUUCAGCAAUGUGAACGAACCCAACAUGAGCUCUCACGUGUUUAGAGCCCAAAAAACAAGAACGUCUACGCACAUAAA
Puntigrus tetrazona (Sumatra barb) is the source of this 1279-nucleotide messenger RNA. RefSeq names its product stomatin (EPB72)-like 3b (gene stoml3b). Gene Ontology annotation, cellular component: plasma membrane. Lineage: Eukaryota; Metazoa; Chordata; Actinopteri; Cypriniformes; Cyprinidae. Bases 99 to 941 code for a protein of 280 amino acids. The transcript has 7 exons. The record is from RefSeq and is a predicted model, not a curated record.